AGCUGGAGUGUUUCGUAUGAGUUUGUAUGUGAGAUUUCCAUAAUAGUUUCAAUGUGAACAGUUUCUAUCCAGACGCCAUUUUUUCCCCGGGUGUUUACAGGUAUUUUCUUGCAACAUGAAGAGUUUUUCCCAGGCAGCUGCCACCACGGGAAGAGAGAUUUGGGUAGCACACACUACAAGAGGGGCUUCAACGUGGCUGCUCGCCUCGUUUGUUGUAUUACUGGCUGUGGCGUGUGUUUACUCGACCCCUACCAUUGAAUGUCCAGUCAAUAAACUCGAUGUUGCCGACAGCGGUGAAAGAACAACAUCAGUAGCAUUAAUUACACCUACUGUCGCAAACGCCGACGUACGGUGUGAUAAGCAAAGCUCAGACAUUUUCAGUAUUGGUACAACGGCCGUAACGUGUACGGCCACAGACGAUGAUGGGAACACGGCCACGUGCGUAUACUACGUCAUCAUUACCGACAACCAGGCCCCCACUAUCGACAACGUCCCUGCAGAUGUACGAGUGAGUAUUUCUCUGGAGGACUUGAAGUUUCCGAACGCUGGUGCCGUAGCCAAGUGGCAAGCCCCGGCGACCAUUGACAAUUCCAACCUGGUAACUCUUUCAUCAACACACCAAUCUGGUGAAACGUUCCGUAUCGGUGAGACCACUGUAAAGUAUACAGCAAUAGACAGAGCGGGUAACACCGAUGACAAGUCGUUCAGUGUCAGAGUGUUGGUUAAACCACCAGAUGAUGAUGUAUUUGUCAAUGGACACAGAAGCGAAAACAGCAUGGCUUGUACGACAUUGGUCUGGCCUGAGACAGGGGACCAAGAAACCGAAAGCUACGGCUUAUUCUUUUGGAAGCAGGGGGACCCUCGACCGUUGAAUGAACAACGAACUAUCCAAACUGCAGAUGCGAGUAAAACAUACGUUAAGUAUGAACGUUGCGGUCUUCUUCCCGGCGAGUUGUACAACGUUGAAGUACAGAAUGAGCCAGCCUCGGAGAAUGUUGGGAAAUUGCAAUUCUGGACAAAGCCGAAUCAGGUCCUGCUUCUGAGUGCAGAGCCGGGUGCAGAUAAUACAUCAUUUGAUGUGUCUUGGGAACUGAGUUCUGAUAACGUGGAUCAAUAUCUUCUACAAGUAUAUAACUACUAUGACAAUGGUAAUGUGUAUGCUGAGUACUUUACCAAGACGACUGAUAACACACGCAUUGAGGGGAUUCCGCCCGGUACUUAUGUCAUUGUGUCUAUAUCAGCUGUGAUUGGUUCCGGUGAUAUGCGUCAAGAAGGGGCUAUCAGUUUCUUUAUCACACCAGCACUUCCUGCAGUAGACGAACUCAUUGCGUACAACUACACUGAGUCAACCAUAGCAGUAGCGUGGGGAGUGUCUGACAUCAACAGCCCACUGUUAAGUUCCUCGGAGCCUUUUAUGAUAUUCAUCACUCCCGAAGGUACCAAGGAGAGCUUUCAAAUCAUCUCUAGCGGCCCUCUUGUGGCAGAAUUCACGGGUCUUGAGCCCAACACCGACUACGAGAUUAAAGUGAUCCAUAAUGUGAUGCAGGUGUCACUGACUACAACGCAGAAAACAAGACCGGUGAGGGCAAACAACGUGCGAGCGACUGCCGUCGAGUCUAGUUCCAUAACGCUUGAAUGGGAACAGUCAACGACAGAGGGCGUCAAGUACGAGUUGUACAUCUCACCCGGUGAAAGAUCAGAUCCUAUUCCACUAGAAGCAGAGACAAGCUAUACUUUCAGCCAGCUGAAGAAUAACACCGAGUACUUCAUCAAAAUUGUUGCUACCUACGAUGGUAUGAAGAGUGUCCCUGAGACUCUGCUGGUAACCACUGGAGUGACAAAGCCUACAGUUCCUAGCUCUGCUUUAACCACGGUAAUUAUAGUUGCAGCUGUUCUUGGUUGUGUUGUUCUUGUGCUGGCAUUGGUCAUCCUCGUCGCCUGCAUCAAGCUACGGAGACUUCAGAAAAACUCUCCACAGGUUAAUGCAAAAGCUGGUCAAACAAACGUAGCCAUGGACACACCACGUGGACCAAGGAGAGGGGGCAAACCCGACAAGCAAGAGCAGCAGCAGGACUACGGUAGUGAGUAUGCUGAGCCAGCAGAGCUGGGAAUCAUCAGCCAACGCAACCAUGGAAGAAGAGACGACAAACCAACCAACACUCAAUACCAGAACUCAUCUGUCUUGGCAGGAAUAAUGAAGUUCGGGAGGAACAAGCCCACGAAUUAAAGCGUCUGGAGCCCAGAUUGCAACUCCAUAUAGGCCCUUUCCGAAACCACGGCUUCGGCUCCAGAAUCGGCUCAGGCUAUAGAUUGGCUCCACAGUAGCUGUUUUGACAAUGGGAGACUUUGGGACGCUAGGUGGCAGCAGACUUACCAGGUAAUUUUCCAUUGUUUACGUAGUUCUGA
Molecule: messenger RNA, 2406 nt
Organism: Asterias rubens (European starfish)
Lineage: Eukaryota; Metazoa; Echinodermata; Asteroidea; Forcipulatida; Asteriidae
Exons: 13
Coding region: 116-2227 (703 amino acids)
Molecular function (GO): protein binding
Source: RefSeq, a predicted model, not a curated record